Messenger RNA from Teleopsis dalmanni, 1506 nucleotides. RefSeq lists its product as uncharacterized. Lineage: Eukaryota; Metazoa; Arthropoda; Insecta; Diptera; Diopsidae. The record is from RefSeq and is a predicted model, not a curated record.
AGAAAGAAGGCUAACAAAAGCAAAGAUGCUCGGGGAAGCAGAUAUAACUCGCCGUCAAGUACUAAAUCGAAAGUAUGAAGCUUUAAAUAAAGUCAUUACAAAGAGGGCCAAAGAAGAUAAAAAGAAUUUCUAUGAUGCGCUAGCCUCUGAAGCGGAAAAAGCUGCUAAUAAUACUGACAUGAAAACACUGUUCGCUGUUACGAGAACUUUAAGCGGACAAAAAAAUAAUGCACGCAAUAUUCCAGUAGAAGACGAAAAUGGUGUUCUUGUAAAUUUAAAACAAGAACAAUUAUUAGUUUGGAAAAAAUAUUUUGAAAGCACGCUUAACUCAGUAUUUGCUACAACCGAGGAUAAUCUCACUUCUCAACGGCGCCAUAACAUCAACAGACAAAUUAAUACCGAACCACCCACAGUAAUGGAAAUAAGUAGUGCCAUUUCAUCUUUGAAGAAAGAUAAUUCGCCUAGCAGUGACGGUUUGGCGGUAGAGUGCUUUCAACUCGAUCCACAACUUAUGGCUACAAAACUUCUAUCUAUUUUCAACAAAUUAUGGCUCACUGAGUCCAUAACGCUAUCAUGGAAAGAAUCAGUAAUUGUUAAAAUUCUCAAAAAAGGAGAUCAAAAGAUAUGCUCAAAUUGGAGGGCAUCUUACUUUUUCCUACCAUAACAAAAAUAUUAAACAAAAUUAUCCUUGACAGAAUCGCGGAGCACCUUGACAAACUCAUAAGGAAAAAUCAAUCAGGUUUUUUGCCCAGCGAGUUCGUGCGUGGAUCUGAUUAAUAAAAUGCGAAUAAUUACAGAACAAUCCACCGAAUUGAACACCACACUUUACCUAGUGUUUGUGAAUUUUUUAAAAUAAUUCGAUUUGCUUGACAGAGAAUAAAUAUGGAUAGCGCUUAAAAUAAUAAAUAUAAUCAAAGCACCUAUGAAGGUACAACUUGCAAAGUCUUACAUGGUGGUGAGCUCAGUGAAGCUUUCGUGUGCCGCACAGGAGUAAACCAAGGUUGCGCCUUGUCUCCGCUUUUAUUUAUAACAGUCUUGGACUUGGUAUUUGAAGGUAUAGAAACACAUACGCUUGGUAUAAACAGGGGGCUUAGAGGUAGACUAGCUAGACUAGACUAGUAGCAGCACCGAUAUUACAGAUAUGGCCAGGUUUGAAUACCUCGGCAGCCUAAUUUCUGGAGAUGGAGGAACAUCGGCAGACGUCGACUGUAAGAUACGCAAGGCGCGCUCCGCGUUCGGCGGACUCAAAUCGAUCUGGAAGUCUACAAUCAUUACGCGACAAACAAAAUUAAAAAUAUCAAAAAGGAUAUCAACAAGCCCAAAUAUGGAUGGAUUGACCAUACGUUCAGGAAGAACUCAAACGAAACACCUCACGCAGCGUUAGAGUGAAACCCACAGGACCGGCGAAGAAGAGGUAGGCCGAAAAAUACUUGGCGCAGAACUGUCACAAGCGAAACAAGGAAAUCUUUUAGCGAACUUAGAGUAAUAGCUCGGCAUAGUAAUAAC